UCGAGCUGUCUGCAGUCGUGCGUGUGGCGUGCGCGAGACAGCAGGUCUGCGGAAAAGCCUGCAGUGUUGCAGAGGAGCCGGGAACACGCCCCGCUCCGAACCUCCACGGGACCAGGACCAGGACUGAACCAGGACUGAACCAGGACCAGCAGCAUCCCGGCUGGAACCGGUGCCUCCUGCGGCAGAACCUGGGGAAGCUUCACGAUGGCUGAGGAGAACAAAGACCCGGUUCCCUCGGUGGGGAGCCUCUCAGAGGGCCAGCAGAUGUCCUACUCCAAGAUGGAGCCCAAGACUCUGGGGGCGAUCCAGAUCGUGAUCGGAGCGCUGAUCCUCUGUCUGAGCGCAUCGGUGCUCAACGUCCACGAGGUCCACUUCACCGGAGACGUGGCCCUCUUCCUGGUGGUCGUCAUACAGGUUACCCUGUCCGGUUCAGUGUUGGUGCACAGCGGCAGGAAACCCAGUCUGUUUUGGGUGAAGUGUGUCCUGGUGCUGCAUCUCAUCAGCGCUGCGUUCGCCACCGCUGCUCUGGGCAUCAUGUCCAAGCACCUGCCCUACCGCCAGGACUCCUACCACUGCGAGCACUGCCGGCGCCUGGAGCUGCAUGCCGUGCAACAUUGUUUCAGAAAAUGCACCGGGCUGAUCGAGCAAAAGUGUAAACUGUUGAUCGACGGGAUUCUGGGAACGCUGGUGAUCUUCCUGGUUCUGGAGCUGUUGAUCUGCAUCACGGCCAUGCUGUUUGGACUCAGCGUGCUGGCUGCCGGGGGGAAGCAGGGGUCCCAGCGAAUCAUCCGUCUCCUCCCAACCCCGUCCUCUGUUCACGACUCGUCCUCUGUCCACCAUCAUCCUCUGUUCACCAUCUGUCCUCUGUUCACCAUCUGUCCUCUGUUCACCAUCGUCCUCUGUUCACCAUCCGUCCUCAUCCGUCCAUCCUUUUUACAAAGUCCCCCACCAUCCGUCUCCAUCUGCAUCCUGAAUACCCAACUUACAUCACUUCCUCCUGACCUCUGCUGCCUCCUCCACCAUGUCCAUUGA
This is a messenger RNA of Cololabis saira (Pacific saury), 1032 nucleotides long. RefSeq lists its product as uncharacterized. Lineage: Eukaryota; Metazoa; Chordata; Actinopteri; Beloniformes; Belonidae. Gene Ontology annotation, cellular component: membrane. The record is from RefSeq and is a predicted model, not a curated record. The transcript has 8 exons. The coding region runs from base 205 to 1032 and encodes 275 amino acids.